AAAUAACACAUGUUCCCCACGUACCGUAUUCUUGAGGCUGUUUUGAUCGAGACCGCGUCAGAAGUGCACCAAGCCAGGGGCACUGCCAACGCAUCGUUCAUGGCGUCCGGAACAAUUGACGAAUGGAUAGGGCUGGAUCAUAGGCUUAUGCAGUCAAUGGUUUAUGGUGUUGGGCUAAGGGGUUCAUGAGUUCAAAAGCUCUGGCCUCACCCACCUCGUCGGGCCAGUAUUUGUUUCCAGAAUAUCUCACAGCGAGACAAGACAAAUCAAGUCAUCGAAACACAGUCAACGCUUGUGCUGCUCGGCGCUUCGCCUUGGGCGAAUAUGCUAAUUAACAUUAGUAGCUAAGCAUUACUGAGUAUCACGACGUCUAUCUUGUCGCUUGGUUUGGAACCACAUUACACCACAUCUGACGUAUACACACCAGAUUCUUGGGCUCAUCAACAUGGCCAGCUUGACUCUUCCUGAUAAGAAUGAAAGCAACUCGGAUUCUUCCAUGUCACUCUCGUCGUCCAUACUUCUUGAAGACCACAGUUCUUCCAUCUUGGACAUUUACGGCCAAGCCAUGGACGUGGAUGAUUAUCAACACCCUUCUCCUCCCACCAUGGAUAUGUCAACAUCCAUGGUUCUCGAGCGCACCGCGGCAAUCAGAACAUUCCCUUUUGAAGCCGACGACUUCUCGAUGAGAGGCUGGACCACUGUUGGCACAUCCUCCUCCGCCUCCUCCGAAACCACAUGCCCCGCUCCGGCGUCCGUGUCCGUGUCCGCCUCCGUCGCUGAUCUCACGGCAUCCGAGCUGCUGCUCCGCCUGGAACUCCAGGAUACCCGGCCUUCAGGCUCGCUUGCCAGUCCCGGUUCGCACGUGGUGCGCGACCGUGCUUGUGAAAUGUCCGUCGGUAGCGAUAGCCUAUUCAGCUACAGCUACACCUUUGUCCAAGAUGAUCAAGGACUUUGCGGAAUCGGAGCGUGGGCUGAUAUUACGACAAGUUCUUUCGUCGCCAAGAACAGGCGAAUCACUCCGCGACAAUGAUAAUUUCAGCAAAAAAAAUAUUUUUUUCAUUUCCUUUUUUGAGUUUGAAAAAUCAAGGAAUGUCUUGGGGCAUGGAUUCCUUGUCUGUUUCCGGCCGGCAGUUUGUCUAUCGUCCUUUGGGCUGCCACGCGCUGAACGGUUCCGCGUUUCAUGUACAGUAUCUCUUAUUCUGCUGUUCAUCUGAACUCAUGCGCGAUGAUGGCAUUUGUUUGCCUAUGCUCUUACGAAAUUCUCCACUCGUGCUUUUGUUACAUCAGUCAUUACUUUGCUCUGAAGAACCUCAGCAGUAACUUGGUUAGUAGGUAGUUAGCUACUGUGUUUCAAGAUGGGAUCAACGAAAGACAAGACAGGAUCGCCACAGCCACAAACAACAGGAAUGCUCACUGACGCAAGGGGCAUGCGAUCAGAUCAUCUAAGUCAGACUAGCUAGAUCGGUUACAUCGACAAGAAUCCAUUACAUUUGACUGGAAACUUGGCCAUGAUCUCCACGGUUAUACUGAGAAAUGUAACACAAGCCCUCCACAAACUUGCAAGGACACGAUCGUCAUGGAGGAAUUUGAGCCAUGUGAUGUUUGCUGCAUUAGUUCUUGAAUGGCCUUAUACAUGUCAUUUAAUUACCGGUGUGCGACAAAUUUCGGGC
This is a messenger RNA of Fusarium verticillioides 7600, 1670 nucleotides long. RefSeq lists its product as hypothetical. The record is from RefSeq and is a predicted model, not a curated record. The coding region runs from base 446 to 1030 and encodes 194 amino acids. Lineage: Eukaryota; Fungi; Ascomycota; Sordariomycetes; Hypocreales; Nectriaceae. The transcript is spliced from 2 exons.